CGACAUGUGGUAAAAGAGAUCUUCUUCAUAGAUCUACGCACAGCAAUUUUGCGGAUUGUCAGACCUCCACAGCCACAAACAGUUUGGAAUUGUUUUCUUCUUCUUGGCGUGUUGAACUCCUCCGAAACCCAUAAGCACUUGCAAGGGGUGAAAGAGGAUGCAACACUGAACUUCCGCUGCUCUUCGGAGGGUUGAGUGGUGGUAUUACCGUAGUCUUGGCCACUGUUCGUCUUCAGGGAGUGGAAGAAAUAUUUUGGAGCCGUUCAUGUCGAAGUAGAUUAACCAGUGGUUUGGAAUGACAGUCUACUAAGAGAGCUUCGAAGUAACCAGUAAGGACCUAGGUAUGGCUGCUCAGGGAGAGCCUUCAGUCGACGCAAGGAAGCUUUGUGUGACCAUAUCCCAAGAUGAGGAAGGUACAUGUGACUUGGAGCUAGGUCACACACCCGAUGACCAUGAUGAAGCACUGUUCCAAGAUCCUGAAACAGCUACAAUCCAGAAUGUAAGCGUGGACUGCUUGUCGGAUGAUUCAUGCAGUGAUUCAGAGCCAACAUUUGAAGCAGCAGCCUACAUUGAUCAGCUUAGAGCAGAGAUCAAGCUUCCGUCACAAGUGUGUGUGGACUUUGCCAGCGACUCGGAAACAGACCAAAGUGACAAAGAGGACAAUGGCGAGUCUGAGAUUGACUGCAAGGAGUCAUGGAACAGCUACGAAUCAGAUCUGGACAUGAUCAUACGUGGUGCGAGCCCAUUGAAAGGGAAGACGACAACACCAAGCUUAAAACGGCAAGCGAGGUGCAUAGCUUGGGCACCGACGUGUGUGGUCUCCGUCGGCAAAUCGAGUCGAUCUUGGCGAAGCAACACAAUCCCAGUGACACUGAUGCACUCCGUCCAGGUAGCAUGUCUGCUCAAGGUUAACGCGUUCCUGGAAAUGUACUCCAACGGUCAGAAGCUCAACUUCGACACAAAGACCAUUCUCUCCGUACAAGGCAAAAGAAAAAUAUCAAAGAUCGACUCAGAUCCCCGCAUUCGUUACGGAUCAUCGUUACAUUCUGUCGUCCUGAAAACCGGUCUACCCCUGCCGCCAUACGUGAUUGGCAGUCUCAACUAUCUGUACGCCAACUCGCUGAAUGAGCAGGGGUUGUUCCGGAGGGCUGGCUCAGCGAAGCGUGUCCAUCAGUUCCAAGCAGACUGUGAAGACAAUCCCUAUGAACUGACAUUCGAAGGCCUCACAGCUCACGAUAUUGCCGACUCUGUAAAGCACUUCUUCCGCGACCUCCCCGAGCGGAUCUUCAACGCACGGAUAACGCGCAUCGUCACCAAUCUCGUCUCUUUCAUACCGGAGGAGCUCACUCUGCCUGCAUUACAAAGUGCGUUACAGCUUUUGCCUGAUGCCUGCCGGGAGGCUGCCUAUGUCCUAUGCACUUUCCUGAAAGUUGUUUCGGAACACUCUGCCACCAAUUCGAUGACGAUACAAAAUCUGUGUGUCUGCUGGACACCGACUCUCUUCUCCAUUGGUGCACGCUAUGACAAGGACUCCUCCUCGACCGUGGGAAGUCCAUCUCCGAAGAAAACUAAGCAGGGCUCUCGGCGAGGCUUGACCAAGGAACCCAGUGAUUACCAUGUGACACAACGAGCUCUGGAACUCAUGAUAACAAACGUGGAAGAAGUCUUUUACCCACCUGCGGAGUUACUGCUUCCCGACAUGAGCAAGCUCGCCAAGCCUUUCGAGACCGAGUGUGCAUCCGUGCGUGACAUGGGCGUGGACACUAACGGCACGCCCAACUUCAUGCACUUCAUCAAAGCGUGCGUUGAUGCUACGUUAAAGGAACAUUUGUCUGGCUAUAAGAACUGGACGCCAAUGAGCGGGGUACAGGACGUAUCCUACAAGAAAGUCAGCGACGAUUUCCCGCUGCGUCUGUGGCGGAUGAGCACAGAUGUUCCGGCCACAGCUGGCAGAGUGGUGUAUCGAAUUACUAGAGAGAGGCACCUAUGGGAUGACGACCUUCUUCAGGAACGCGUAGUGGAGACCAUCUCGGACUUUGUGGACACGUACGAGUUCGUGCAGAGGUCCAUCUUUGGCACCGGCCGGCGAUCCUUCGUUUGCUUACGAUCGCAACAUGCAAUGGAUGGUGUUCACUUGAUUACUAUGAACAGCGUCCAGCAACCUGGUGUACUGAGUCGACGAGACGGUGUCGUACCCGCUCUUGAUCUUGCCACUCGAUUUAUCAUCGAACCGUUUGGCAGCACUUGCCGGCUCACAGUUAUCACGCGACAGGAUAUCCGGGGCUACUCCCAGCAGCUAUACAAGCUUGGGCUUGGUGCCUUCCUAGCGUCCUGUGCUUACCGAAUCCGUGACUCCUUCCAGUUGCAGCCCUGAGCAGCAGUCUUGCGGAUAGGCCUUCACCUAAACCCAACUUCAAGUCCUUGCUUAUGUGUGUUUGUCUAUUUUCGCUAUCUGUGGAGUGAGCAGCAGCAGCAAGGAUUUUGACUGCUCGAAGACGCACUGGACAUGAGUGUGUACCACCGACUUUUGCUGUCAUCUACGAUGCACUUUAGGGCACGCUAUUGACGGUUCGCGAGUACUGUUUUAGUACGUAUACUGCUGGUGCCGAUGCGGAUGUGUAUAUUAUGGUGUACUCAACACUCCUCGUUACCUUGUGCCACCUCGGUAUAUUCUAUACUGUGAGUGUGGCACUGGGUUGUACUCGCGUCUAGGGAAGGGACGGUCUGAUCUCUGCAUGCCGUUGAAGCAUUGAAAUAUUUAGCCUUUAGUGGCAAUGCUGUAUCGCCCCAAAAUGACAGGGACUCCUGAACUUAUCCGUGCUGUCGUUUGCUUCUUUUUUGCUUUUUUUGCUGGCACGAGGUAUUUAUUGGUUUUGCACGAGCCGUCUUCUUUCAGUUAACCCCUGCCACAAGUCACUGUCCCACCGCUACAAAGAAUGGCAGCGGUCCCAUUGGCUUGCGACUCC
Molecule: messenger RNA, 2966 nt
Organism: Sycon ciliatum
Lineage: Eukaryota; Metazoa; Porifera; Calcarea; Leucosolenida; Sycettidae
Product: rho GTPase-activating protein 7-like
Exons: 16
Coding region: 344-2374 (676 amino acids)
Biological process (GO): signal transduction; regulation of Rho protein signal transduction; actin cytoskeleton organization
Molecular function (GO): lipid binding; GTPase activator activity
Source: RefSeq, a predicted model, not a curated record